AUGUCUAAGAGAGAACAUGGUUUGUGCUUCAAUAAAUACUGUAGUUUGACCUCAUGGCUGCUUUACUGCUGUAUUUUCAUAAAUCUUGUAAAUGGAUACUCAGUAAAGAACUGCACUGUCAGAGGGUCUUUGAAAUAUGCACAAAACAUAAAUGUGUUUUGUAAUAAGAGGUCCCUGCAUUUCGUACCAGGGAAUAUACCGGACAAAGCCACAUAUUUGGACAUUUCUUACAAUGUCAUACAGAAGAUAAUCAAAGAGUAUUUCUCUCAACUGUCUAAUCUUAAAAGUCUUAAUGCACUACACAAUAAGAUCCGGGAAGUGGAGGAAGGAGCGUUCAGCAGCUUGGUGGCUUUGCAGGAGUUAAAUCUGGCCUACAACAAACUGACAGAUAUCUUGGGAGGAAUGUUUCAGAAUCUGGGAAAUCUCAUUGUCUUACAUCUAAAUGAAAACUUGAUCACAAAUAUCAACUUCUCUGCAUUUUCACCCCUGAUCAGUUUAAGAAAAAUAAAUCUGUCCAGAAAUCAUCUGAAGAAAAUUAGCAAAGUUCAGCAGCUCUUUUUAUUACCACAGUUACAGGAAGUGCACAUUGGGAGUAAUGGCUUCACCUCUUUUCACACCUCGGAGCUGUCCAACAUAUCUUUGAGACUACAAGUCCUGGAUUUAUUUCAAAAUCCUUUGAAAGUGUUCAGUAUCACUGCUGAUAUUUUCCCUCACCUUGAUAAUUUGGUCUUGGCUUUUAUUACUGAAAACAUGACAUGGGAUGUGCAGGACAAAAGGUAUCUACAAAGUGUGCAACAUCUAAAUUUAAGCGGAAUACAAUUGCCCCUGGAGAAGAUCACGGAUCUCCUACAAACCUUCAACUCUUCUUUGGCCAGCCUGAGGCUACACUUUCUGGGGGAUAUAAAAGUGAGAGCUUUAAUAAGGGACGUCUGUCUGAUUUCACCUUUGAAAUUUCUAGGCUUGCAGUGGAACAACAUUACAUCCAUAUCAAAAGAUGAGAUGCAGUUCUGCACACAGUUAACUCAGCUUGAUCUCUCCAAUAACAAACUAUACAGUGUCCCUGCUGUCGUCAACAGCCUACCAGGUCUUCGUUUUUUGGACCUCACCUUCAACAAUAUUAAGAACAUAAGUAGUGUUGAUUUAGCUAACUUAACCCAAUUACGGACCCUUCAGAUUUAUAGCAAUGAAAUAUCUUUUAUUGAGGAAUUUGCUUUUAAAGAUCUGAAAAAUUUAACAACUCUAAUGAUUGGCUCUAACAGACUCUCUCUCAACAGAUAUUUUAAAAAAGAUCUUCAAAAACUUGAGAAUUUGGAUCUAGCAAAUAACAAGCUGGACUCUGUCCGUAGGGGAGAUUUUGACUCCUUAAAUUCACUGAAGAAUUUGUCUCUACCAGACAAUCAAAUAUCAUUUAUUGAAGCGGGGUCCUUCAAUAGACUGACAAAUUUAAUUUUCCUGAAUUUGCAAUCAAACAAGCUCUCUCAGUGUUCAAUAAAAGCUUCUGUGUUCUCCAGACUCCCAAACCUGAAAACACUUCUGUUGAACAAUAACUAUAUUUCAUAUGACAGUCAAGAGCCUCUUGAACAACCACCCUUUCAAUAUCUGAGAAAGCUAAAGACUCUGAACAUUUUUAGCCAAGGUCAUAAAGGAAUGCUUUAUUUACCUUCAAAUCUUUUCAAGGGACUGUGGAAUUUGGAAGAACUUCAAGCAGAGAAUCUUAAUAUAAAUUCUUUACAUCCCGAUACAUUUACUUAUACUCCUUAUCUGUGGGUACUGGAUCUCAGCAGAAAUGAUUUUAUUUUACUCACAACAAAAAUAUUUCUGCCACUCCAGGUCCUCAAGACACUCCACCUGUCUAAAGUCGGCUUGCAAUCUUUGGACUUUCUCAUUAAUGCAAAUCUCAGUAAACUGCAUCUGUUGCAUGUAAGCAAGAAUGCAUUAUCAGUCAUUAAUGAGACAUUGAUCCGGUCUCUUCCAACAUUGAUUUACCUUGAUCUACUAGGAAAUUAUCUCUCAUGUGACUGUACCAAUGCCUGGUUCGUCAACUGGACCAUUAGUAGCAAUGACACAGAAGUUGAAAGUGCUUAUGAACUCACAUGCAAUUACCCAGACAAACUCAAAGGACAUAAACUCUUGGAUCUUGAUAUAGGUUCAUGUAAUGUAGAUGUUGGGUUUUUCUGUUUCAUUUCCACAGCCACACUAGUCUCUGUGACCCUCCUUGGCUCUUUUCUCUUUCACUUCCUCAAAUGGCAGGUUAUUUAUGCUUACUACCUUUUCCUUGCUUUACACCAUGAUAACAAACAGCAGAGAAAGCCCAAGGGUUUGCAGUAUGAUGCUUUUAUUUCCUAUAACGUUCAUGAUGAAUUGUGGGUAAUGAGGGAACUUUUACCUCAGUUGGAAGGCAAGCAAGGCUGGAAGUUGUGUCUGCAUCACAGGGACUUUGAACCAGGCAAACCUAUCAUGGAUAAUAUUGUUGAUGGCAUUUAUAGUAGUCGAAAAACCAUCUGUGUGAUUAGCCGUCACUACCUGGAAAGUGAGUGGUGUUCCAGAGAGAUCCAAGUUGCUAGUUUCCGUCUCUUUGAUGAGAAAAAAGAUGUUCUCAUCCUGGUAUUCCUGGAGAAUAUUCCAAGUCAUCAACUGUCUCCGUACUACAGAAUGAAGAAACUAAUUCAGAAGAAGACAUAUCUCAGCUGGCCUAAACCAGGAGAGGAUACCAGAGUCUUCUGGCAGAAAUUGAGAUUAGCUCUGGAAACCAAAGGCAACUCAGAAAUGGAGCCUCCCAUUGGCUGGAAUUAA
This is a messenger RNA of Sinocyclocheilus anshuiensis, 2793 nucleotides long. RefSeq names its product toll-like receptor 13. NCBI's taxonomy places the organism in Eukaryota, Metazoa, Chordata, Actinopteri, Cypriniformes, Cyprinidae. Bases 1 to 2793 code for a protein of 930 amino acids. Gene Ontology annotation, molecular function: signaling receptor activity; protein binding. Gene Ontology annotation, cellular component: plasma membrane. The transcript has a single exon. The record is from RefSeq and is a predicted model, not a curated record. Gene Ontology annotation, biological process: inflammatory response; toll-like receptor signaling pathway.